AUGGCGAAACCUCAAUAUCUGCGCCGCCGGCAGCGCCCGGAGCUCAGCUCUCUUGCCCGAUCUGCAGUGAAGACAUGGCACCUCGAUGACAGCCAUCAAAACCUCGAGGACGACAGACAAGACGAAGUGAAGGACUGGUUCAAAGUCCAAAUGGACAAGGCGAAACGCUUUCAGCCUUUGGCUGUGCUCAAUCAGAAGCUGAAGGGCUUGGAUGUCUUCGAGUCGAACGAGAACCAUGGCACCUCCGUCGUCAAUCGCGCCCCGGCUGCAAGCAUGGGCAUGUCGGAGCCUACGGUGACGCACAAGGUUCUGGACCCUGAAGACUUGAUCACAAAGGAGCAUUGGCAAGCGGUGGGCUUUCAUGACGUCUGCCUUGAGCCCUCUUGCGGGAAACGACUGAAUUCCACCAACGGAUGUGUGAACUGUCGCAAAUGUGGGAAACUCUUCUGCGAUGAGCACACCAUGUAUCAGAUCAAAUUAUCCCGGUCCGCAUUGCAUGAGCCAGUCCGAGGUAUUUGGGCUAGGGUCUGUGAGACAUGCUACAAGUCCCGGGAAGGAUACAACGACCACAACGGAGCUAUCAGAAACCACACCGAUAUGUUCCGGAAUAUCCGGAAACAGACCGUUGAUAAAGACCUCCUUGAGGUCUCUCGGCUCGAGACACGGUUGACCCGGCUCACCCAACUACUCGCAAGCUUACCACCCGAGCAGAUUCAAAACAGCUCCGCAAAAAUAUUCUCUCUUAGCUGGCAUAACGACCAACGGAAAGCUCUAGAGCAAACUGUAGUCAGCUGGCAAGACGAUGCAACCGUCUCGCGAUGCCCUUUUUGCCAACAAGAUUUCUCUGGGUAUUCCUUUCGGAGGCACCACUGCCGAACUUGCGGGCGAGUGGUCUGUGGUGAUCCGAGCACAGCAUGCUCAAGUGAAAUUGGGUUGAGUGUUGCGCCGAUCUCCAAAACAUCCGAAAAACAAACACCAAAGGGUUCGGUCAACGUUGACAUUCGUCUAUGCAAGGAGUGCAAAGGGACAAUCUUCAGUCGGCGAGAUUUUCAAGCAGAUGUGUCACGAACCCCGCCCGAAGUGCGAGCGUACGAGAACCUUGUGCAAUUUGAAAGAGGCAUUCGUCUUCAUCUGCCUCGGUUCCAGAAGCUUUUGACCACUCUCCAGGACCCGCGACGACCCCCAUCUUCGGCCCAGAUCGCGGACGCUUCGAAGGUUCGCAAACGACUGAUCGAUUCCUUUGCCAAAUACGAUAUCGCAGCUAGACGCAUUCGGGACCUACCAACCGAAUCUCCCUCACAAGAGAGACUACAGAAAGCGAUCUAUCAGAAAGCCAGCAAUUUUUUACAUCUGCAUAUGCUCCCAUUGAAGACUCUUCCCAAAGUACUCAAGUCUGCACAUGCCGACAAUGGCGGAACCAGCCGAACGUCCUCCCCAAGCAUCCCGAACAAUGGACCUUCGGCCGGGUCCCGCCCUCCCGAAACAGCACUUGCAUCCAUCAAAUAUAACGAGCGAGCGGCCGCCAGUCGCAGUGACAGUAGCCUAGGCAGCGAUGCCAGUAGCGCGGUGUCCGCGCUCGAGGCGGAAGAGAAAGCCCUCCGGGAACGGUUGAUUGUCUUGGAAGAGCAGAAGUUCUUUGUCUCCGAGAUGAUUGCUGAUGCGAACCGACGACGCAAAUUCGAUGAAGUGAGCAGUCUAGCGGUAAAUGUGGAGGAUUUAAGCCGCGAGAUUGACAGCGUCAAUGGAAUGCUCGCAGCGCUAGACUUUGAAGGUGUUUACACGGGUACCGUCUAG
Molecule: messenger RNA, 1794 nt
Organism: Penicillium oxalicum
Lineage: Eukaryota; Fungi; Ascomycota; Eurotiomycetes; Eurotiales; Aspergillaceae
Exons: 5
Coding region: 1-1794 (597 amino acids)
Molecular function (GO): metal ion binding
Source: RefSeq, a predicted model, not a curated record